Messenger RNA from Tupaia belangeri chinensis (Chinese tree shrew), 1604 nucleotides. It is a transcript of the gene TMIE, whose product is annotated as transmembrane inner ear. The record is from RefSeq and is a predicted model, not a curated record. The coding region runs from base 1 to 651 and encodes 216 amino acids. The transcript has 6 exons. Gene Ontology annotation, biological process: sensory perception of sound; inner ear morphogenesis. NCBI's taxonomy places the organism in Eukaryota, Metazoa, Chordata, Mammalia, Scandentia, Tupaiidae.
AUGUCCCGACAGCGACCUCCCUGGAUGGUCUCCUGCCCUGUCAUCUGCACGCCCCGCGGCCUGCAGAGUUCUGCGCUGGUCCUCUGCUCCUCCGCUGCCUCCUGUGUCCUCGCCCAGCUGCGGCACCUGCAGGCCGAAGGCCCAGGAGGCUCUGACCCACAAGCCCCAGCUCUUCGGCAAGGACUUGCUGGGGGAACCAGGCCACGCGCGGGGCCCCUCUGGGCGCUGGGCGGUGCCGUGCUGGGGGUUUGCCUCGCGGGGGUCGCCGGGCAGCUGGUGGAGCCCAGCACGGCCCCGCCGAAGCCCAAGCCGCCCCCGCUGACCAAGGAGACAGUGGUGUUCUGGGACAUGCGCCUGUGGCACGUGGUGGGCAUCUUCUCGCUCUUCGUGCUGUCCAUCAUUAUUACCCUGUGCUGCGUCUUCAACUGCCGCGUGCCUCGGACCCGGAAGGAGAUCGAAGCCCGGUACCUGCAGCGGAAGGCCGCCAAGAUGUACACGGACAAGCUGGAGACGGUGCCGCCCCUCAACGAGCUCACGGAGAUUCCCGGGGAGGAGAAGAAGAAGAAGAAAAAGAAGGACAGCGUGGACACGGUGGCCAUCAAGGUAGAGGAGGACGAGAAGAAUGAGGCCAGAAAGAAAGGAGAGAAAUGAGGGGUGCGUCCUGGAGGAGGUGGCGGCUGGACAGCGCUGUGGCUCACGGGUACGCCACAGACGGGUCUGAAGGGGAAACUGAGGCCAUGGUUGGGGCAGGGACAGGACUACACCAGGCACCCACCCCAGCCUGGACUCCGCGCCUUCCGUACCACCCACGUGGCGCCUCCCCAGCAGAGGUGGCCGUGGACAGCUGCCCCACUGCAGAUACGGGGGGCCCACGUGACUCCCCCCACCAGAUGUGUCUCUCCCACCCUUUCUGCAGGGAAUGCAGCGGCUCUGAGAGUGGCAGGGGUGGGGUCCUUUCUGGAAAGGGAUGACUAAACUCAUGCAAUGGGAUGUGAGGUUGGGCAGGUCACGAGGAGGGACACAGGGCCAUGGGGGUUGGGGGCAGCUGUGGCAGCAGAGGGCUCCCUAUCUUGGCCAGGUAGCAGCCCUAAAGGCCAGAAGACCACCCCAAGCCUAGCAGGGAUCCCAGGGGAGUGAACGGCUCCCAGGAGUAGGAGUGCUCCCAGCCUGGCAGGGACAAGCUCCAGGCAAAGGACUCUUGUUCCACUUGCUGUCAAGAUGAAGCCGAGGCUGCUGGGAGUUGAGCAGCAGGCCUGGGGGCUCAGGGCUGCAAAGGUGGGCUGAGGGUGCAGGGGCCAAGACCAGUGGGAGCUGGGGAAUCGGAGUGUCUGAGAAGCCCCUCUGUGCCCAGCUGUGGCGGGGCCGUCCCAGCUGGCAGCUUCCUCUCUGCCACUUCCCACUGGGGGCACCUAAAGGAUGCCUCUCUGAAGCGAGACUGGUCCGAACUCCACCCGGGGCUGGAUCCUUGGGUAGGGAAGGUGCACGGGGGCUCCUGGGUGGCACUGAGUGUCCAUGCUCAGACCUGGGCCGGAGACUAAGGGACACUGGGAGUUCUGAGCCAGGGCGCCUGCUGGACAAGCGACCUGCAGCCGUGUAAAUAAAGC